Euleptes europaea (tarantolino) is the source of this 2520-nucleotide messenger RNA. Its product is annotated as vomeronasal type-2 receptor 26-like. Gene Ontology annotation, molecular function: G protein-coupled receptor activity. NCBI's taxonomy places the organism in Eukaryota, Metazoa, Chordata, Lepidosauria, Squamata, Sphaerodactylidae. Gene Ontology annotation, biological process: G protein-coupled receptor signaling pathway. The record is from RefSeq and is a predicted model, not a curated record. The transcript is spliced from 7 exons. Bases 1 to 2520 code for a protein of 839 amino acids. Gene Ontology annotation, cellular component: membrane.
AUGUCAUGGAUUGGAUACAGUGAUGUCAUUGAGUAUUUUCAGCCGGGUGAUUUGAUCAUUGGUGGCAUUGUGUCUCUGAUCUCAAUCACUGGAGACAUGAAUAACUUCAGGCAACCCUAUGACUCCUGGAAUGAUGAGACAGUUGUCUUGACAAACAACUACCAGCAUGUUCUAGCAUUGGCUUUUGCUGUGAAGGAGAUCAAUGAAAACCACCAGAUAUUACCCAAUGUAACCUUAGGCUUCCAUAUCUAUGAUAGCUUUGCAAAAGGGACAUGUCAUGCCAUCAUGGUCCUUCUCUCUCAGCAGACUAGAUUUAUUCCCAACUACAAGUGUGGCAUCCAGAAUAACCUUGUAGCAGUUAUUGGAGGUCUUUAUCCUGACACUUCCUUCUAUCUGGCAAUGGUGUUGGGCACCUACAAAGUUUCACAGUUGACAUAUGGAUCUGCUCUACAUCUGAAUGAUGAAAAUGAACCUCAUCCAUUCUACAAUAUGGUUCCAAAUGAAGGCUACCAGCAGAUGGGGCUUCUCCUACUACUUCUGCAUUUCAGGUGGACAUGGGUUGGGGUCAUUGCUAAAGAUAGUAUCAAUGGGGACAAGUUUGUGAAGAUGAUUGCUGCGCAGUUUACUUUGAGGGCCAUCUGUGUUGCCUUCUUACGUCGAGUCAAGACCUUGAAGAGGAGUGACAUUUGGCACUUGAUUAAUGGGAUGUUUGAAUUAUAUAAUAUUGCCAUGAAGAGCAAUGCAAAUGCAUUGAUCUUCUACGAUGAAAAUAUUUUCAUUUUGAGAUGGCUGCUAUAUCUGCCAGAAUUGCAAGAGGGAACCGUAGAGCCUAAAGGUAAAGUGUGGAUUAUGACAAUUGAAAUGGAGCUCACUUCCUUGCUUUACCAAAGGAGUUGGGAUAUACAAGUCCUCCAUGGUGCUCUGUCUUUCUCAGUUCAUUCAAAUGAAGUGUUGGGGUUCCAACAUUUUCUGCAGACCAAAAACCUUUUAUUGACAAAAGAAGAUGGUUUUGUGCACUACUUCUGGGAACAGGCCUUUGAGUGUGGGUUUGACAACAAACCUGGGAAAAUCUGCACUGGGACAGAGAAGCUGGAAGAUCUUCCUGGGAAUGUUUUUGAAAUGAGUAUGACAGGUCACAGCUACAACAUCUAUAAUGCUGUCUAUGCUGUGGCACAUGCUUUAGAAGCCAUACAAUCAUACCAAUCUAAGCACAAAGCAAUGGUGGAUGGAAGGAGAGUAAAUAUUCAGGACCUUCAGCCUUGGCAGCUCCACCAUUUCCUGGAAGGACUCUCAUUUAAUAACAGUGUUGGGGCUGAGAUUUCCUUUGAUAGGAAUAGGGAAUUAAGAGCUGGAUUUGAUAUUAUAAACUGGGUCAUUUUCCCAAAUCAAUCCUUUCAUAGAGUGAAAGUUGGAAAGCUGGAUCCCCAGGCUCCUCCUGAUCAAGUGUUCACAAUUCAUAAUGAAGCUAUCACGUGGCACAAGAGUUUUAACCAGUCAUUGCCCAGAUCUGUGUGUACCGACAGCUGUCAUCCUGGUUAUAGCAAGAGAAAGCAGGAAGGGGAGCCAUUUUGCUGCUACGAUUGCAUCUCAUGUCCAGAAGGGAAGUUUUCAAGUCAGAAAGACACAGAUGAUUGUUACAAAUGCCCAGAAGAUCAAUACCCAAGCAAGGACCAGGAUUCAUGCCUCUUCAAGCAUAAAACCUUCCUGUCUUACGAAGAACCCUUAGGGAUCUCUUUAGCCGUUUUGGCAGUUUUCUUUUCUAUGUUCACAGCUUUAGUUCUAGGGACAUUUCUGAAGCACCAUGACACACCCAUCGUCAAAGCUAACAAUCGGAAUCUCACGUACACUCUCCUCGUCUCCCUCCUGCUCUGUUUUCUCUCUGCUUUGCUAUUUAUCGGACAACCUGAGAAGAUGACCUGUCCGCUCCGACAAACCGCUUUCAGCAUCAUCUUCUCCAUUGCCGUAUCUUGCGUACUGGCAAAGACACUCACGGUUGUCCUGGCUUUCAUGGCCACCAUCCCAGGAAGCAGGAUGAGGAAGUGGGUGGGGAGUAGAAUGGCCACCUCCAUUGUCCUUUCCUGCUCCCUUAUCCAAACUGGCAUUUGUGCUGUAUGGCUGGUCACCUCUUCCCCAUUUCCAGAUGCUGAUAUGAAUUCAGUGAAAGAAGAAAUCGUACUGGAAUGUAACGAGGGCUCCGUUACCAUGUUUUACUGUGUGCUGGGCUAUAUGGGCCUUCUGGCCAUUGCCAGCUUCACUGUGGCUUUUCUUGCCAGAAAACUACCUGACAGUUUCAAUGAAGCCAAGUUUAUCACUUUCAGCAUGUUGGUCUUUUGCAGUGUCUGGCUGUCAUUUGUCCCAGCCUACCUGAGCAGUAAGGGGAAAUACAUGGUGGCUGUGGAGAUUUUCUCUAUUGUAGCAUCUAGUGGUGGGUUGCUGGCUUGCAUCUUUCUUCCCAAAUGCUAUAUUGUUGUAUUCCAGCCAAAGCUGAAUAUGAGGGAGCAAAUAAUGAGAAAGAGAUGA